Mauremys reevesii (Reeves's turtle) is the source of this 5712-nucleotide messenger RNA. RefSeq names its product membrane associated ring-CH-type finger 1 (gene MARCHF1). The transcript is spliced from 15 exons. Gene Ontology annotation, biological process: antigen processing and presentation of peptide antigen via MHC class II; protein polyubiquitination; immune response. Bases 1428 to 3044 code for a protein of 538 amino acids. Gene Ontology annotation, cellular component: late endosome membrane; early endosome membrane; cytoplasm. Lineage: Eukaryota; Metazoa; Chordata; Testudines; Geoemydidae. Gene Ontology annotation, molecular function: ubiquitin protein ligase activity; MHC protein binding; zinc ion binding. The record is from RefSeq and is a predicted model, not a curated record.
GAACAAAAGAUUCAGGCACAGAACUUAAGGUGAAUAUAGAGGUCUGACAGUCUGUUCUGCAGUGUCUGUGAUCAUGCAUGAUGCACAGGUCUUCCAAAGCUAGAAGCACGUAAUACAGUUUGUGCCACUAACAUGGAGAAGUGAAGCCAGAAGCUGGGGGGAAAGGUGCCAGCCUAAAAGAGGACUCUCGAAUGUGGUAACUAAGGAAAUGUACCCAGGAAAGAUCUUGAAGGGACACACACAGCUCUGCCUAACAACAAUUUGCUAAGAGAUUGCUUUAUUCAAACUGAGCUUGGCAAAGCCAGGAUAUGAACAAUUAUACAGGUGGGCUACUCUGGGGGAGUGAAGAUAUAAAGCAUCCAAUCAGGUAUUGGCAACCUGCAGAACUGUCAAAAUGCCCCUCCAACAGAUUUCUGUAGUCCCAGCGCGGGAGACUGCCAGCAAUGGGAGAAGUUCAAUGGGCAGAAACAAAGAGAAGAGCAAGGAAGUCGAGUUUCCAUCUGCAGAUCUCUAUCGAUGAAGACACAAUGGAGCAACAUUCUGAAGGAUAUGCUGUCACAACAGAUCCUAUGUUCAAUCUCUGUAUCAAGAUUGGCUGUCUGGAAGGGAUGGAUACCAAGAAUGAAGAUGUUGCAGGUUGAAGAGCUGGUCGUCUGUGCAAUACUCAAUCCCAGUUCCAGAAGAAAGGCAGUCAUGAAUAAGAAUCAAGAUUAUGGCAAGAUAGGAAAAAAGGGUUGCAGCAAUAACAUAGCCCAGCUUAACACCAGUACGAAUGGUGAAUGGUUCAAUCUCCAACCCAUUAUGGAGGAUGGUGGCGGUCAUGAAGUAACCUGAGAGCAUGAAUGGACAACUGACCUUAGAUAGCACCUUCCAUAAUGUUUCAUGAUUGAUGGAAUCAAAGGCCUUGUUAGGUCAAUAAAUGCCAUAAACAAUGGCUGGUUGAACUGUGAAUCUGAAGUUUCAGCUGUCACCAUUGAGUCCAUUCCUCAGCAUCCAGUAAUAGAACCUCUUGCUGACCCCCCCAUCUUCUGAGGAAGUUUGGUGAGCCAUCACUCAGAUUAGAAACAACAAGGCGCCAGGCCCAGAUGACAUCCCCAUGGAGGUCUUCAAAACUGGUGGAAUAGCACUCGUGCAAAUACAUCAUCAACUUCUUGUUAGAAUUUGGGUUAAUUAGGAAAUUCUACCUGACCUAAAGAAUGUCACAAUAUUGGCAAUUUUUAAGAAAGGGGACAAGUCAAUGUGUGGGAGUUACUGAGGUGUUGCCCUCCUCUCCAUUGCCAGGAAGAUCCUUGUUUAUGUGAACUUAGAUUUCGUGACUGCUGGAAUUGAAGGAGAUCAGCAGUGCGAAGACUUGUGGGAGUCAGGGGUAACAGAGGAGCUGAGUGGGAGAAUUUCAGACAUUGAGAAGGGAUAAGUGGAAGGAGAAAAUGUUGGGCUGGUGUCAAGCGAUAGCUCGUAACCCUCACAGACUCCCAAACAUCACAAGAACACCCGAGGUCUCAGGUGAUGCUUCACAUACCUCUACCUUGAAUGACAAAUCCCCAGGCCGCUCUACAAGUCGAUCAAGUAACAUUUCAAAGGCAAGCAGUCCUACAACAGGAACAGCUCCUAGGAGUCAGUCACGGUUGUCUGUAUGCCCUUCUACUCAGGACAUCUGUAGAUCUACCACCUUGCAUGAUGUGUCAGAAGAUGAGUUUGAACAUGCAACACCUGUCAUGGUGCUGACCCCUGCUAGUAGGGAGUCUGGUAAGAAACAAGUGAAACGAAGGUAUAGGCAGAGGAAAGAGACUGGUGACAAUGUUGAGAAUACAGAAAAGCAAAGAAAAGAGGACUGCAAAUUGUACCCGAUGGUUGCAAGCUCCAGAUGCAAUGCAUUGCACAAGGAAACAUCUGAUUCAUCAUCCUCAGAUGAGAAUCAAUGGGCUCAGGCUAGAAGGAGAGCCAGAGAAAAGGUUAAAAUGCCCAGGAGAGGGAGAAGGAGCAAUAGAUCUUGCAGUAACACAAAUGGAUCUCCAAAUAACAAUGCCAUUGAACUUGUCACUCUGGGGACAAAAGGGGAAAAGAAAAAAGAGAUGUCUGAUUCUGAUAACCACAUUUUAAAUCACCGGAGAAGGGUUUCAAGAUGUAAAGAAUCUUGCCUUUCGCUGUCUUCAGUGUCCUCUCUGGAGGCGAGGAAUUACUCAAGAAAAUGUGGAAAAAACAGGGGCAGAAGCAACCCCCGAGAGCUGCACUUUUCAUCUCAUCUUAGACAAAAUAAAGUGUUCGGGGAAAGCUUUACAGAGAGAGGCUCUGGCAGUGAUACUCUGACAGUUCCAGAAAAUGGAGAACCUGUUGGGCCAGCGCCCAAUGUGACUGAUGCAGUUCAGAAACUUCCUGUUUUAUAUGAUGACUGGUCUGAUGAUUUAGAAGUAUGCAGGAUCUGUCACUGUGAGGGAGAUGAUGAAAGCCCCCUCAUCACACCAUGUCGCUGUACAGGGACCCUACGCUUUGUUCAUCAGGCCUGCCUGCACCAGUGGAUUAAAAGCUCAGAUACACGCUGUUGUGAACUCUGCAAGUAUGACUUUAUAAUGGAGACCAAGCUCAAACCUCUCCGGAAGUGGGAGAAACUACAGAUGACAACAAGUGAAAGAAGGAAGAUAGUCUGUUCAGUUACAUUCCAUAUUAUUGCUAUUACCUGCGUUGUUUGGUCAUUAUAUGUUUUGAUAGAUCGGACUGCUGAGGAAAUUAAGCAAGGCAAUGACAAUGGUGUCCUUGAAUGGCCAUUUUGGACAAAACUGGUUGUGGUAGCAAUUGGGUUCACUGGAGGCCUAGUCUUCAUGUACGUACAGUGUAAAGUCUACAUUCAGUUGUGGCGCAGAUUGAAGGCUUACAAUCGAGUGAUCUUUGUUCAAAACUGCCCGGACACUGCCAAAAAACUGGAGAAGAACUCUUCAUGCAUUCAGAACUCUGAAACCAAGGAUGCUGUGGUAGUACCAGUAUCACAGACAGGUACAAACUCACAGCAAUCAGCUGAAGAAAUGACCUCUGAGGUCAUGCCAGUUUGACAGAGGUGGCAUUAUUUCUUUAUUGAAGGUGUGCAUGUUUUUUACUCCACGGCCACUACAGAAAGUGGAAACAAUCAUGCAUUUUAAAUAAAAGAACAAAAAACCCUGACCAGGGAAAUGGAUACAGUGAAGCAACAUGCAUUACUUAUGGAAUGUGACCGUUUGUGAAAUAGUUUCUCAGUCAGCCAGGUGUAGUGGAAGUGUAGAAAGCACAACAGAUAACAAUUCUAACAGACAGUGUCAAACAGACAUGACAAAAUGACCUUUUUAAACUGGAUGACCAGGAGGAAUUGGAAACAGACCUGCUAUAACUGUUCUGUUACAGAAAACAUCAACAACUUUCCAUCUAUUUGUUACCACUAGGCAUCCUAUUUGCUAAUCAUCAUCAUCUUAAAAAUACACUUCAAGGUGACACUACUAAAAAGUCAUUUGCAUUAAACUUGUAUCAACAAAGUAAACAGACCUGCACCAUGUCACUCACUUUCUAAAUCUCAAAGUCAUUGUUCAACAGGUGAAUGGCUACAUUGGAGCCUGAAUGUUUUGGCAGCCAUGUGAGGUGAGGAUAUGUGAAGCACACAUUCAGUGCUUUUGGAUAGGUGUGUGUUUUUUUUUGUUUGUUUGUUUGUUUUUUGCAAAAUAAGCAAUUUCAACAAGUAGUCUUCAAGUCCUCUAAUUGCCUCAAACAAUUCCUUGGUCCCAUAAAAUACAAGUAUUAUUUAGCCACAAGGCUAAAAUUAUUAGCUCUACAUCUGGAACAACACCUUUAGUGCUGCUUAUCUUAAAGUAAAAUAAAUGACACUUGUUAAGUGAAUUAAUGUGAACUCUGCCAAUAUAUGUAGAAAGGAUAUAUAGAAAAGUUUUUCUCCAAAAUGGAAAAAGACAAAGUAUAAUCGGAGGCAUUACAGGUUGAAGCAUGGAGGUCAUUACAAAAGAAUAUGAAAUGAAUUUAUACCCUCACACCCCUAGGAAUGACAGUUAAAGACUGAGCAGGGGCAGAAUAUUUUAAGAGUUCAUGCUUCAGCAAUUAAGGUAAUCACAAAAGAGCAUACCUGGACCUAUUAAAAGAUGCCAGUAUCACCCUGUUCUGACUUGACAUUGAGCGAUUACGGAUUCAGCAGUUCAGUUGUUAAUUUUGUGUUUUGAGCAUUUUCAUGUAAAACUGAAGUGUGAAUAACAUUAAAGAGUGCAAUAGAUAAAUGAAUGUAGAUAAAAUGAUAUCAAACAAAGGUGAGUUACAUAAAGAAUUUUGUGAUUCACUUCCAAUUGCUGUGGUGUUUAUUAUUGGGACAGGCGAGCGAAAGUGGCCAGAAGUAGCUGUGCAUUGGUUUGGGUAAGUCUGGGGACUAUAGUAAAUUAGGGCCCUCUUUGAUCACGUGUUUAGGAAACUGGUGUGUGCAUGUGGGGGGAGGCCAGAAAAUCAAACAAAUCAUUUUGUGGAUGUAAUGUACCAAGCAGAAUCUACCCUGCAGAAUGUAAUUAUCCUGAAUUUUCUAACCUUAAAGCACCAUUAAAUGUCAGUUGUCUUGCAAGUACUGUGCAAUUGAGUCUUAGUUUCAGUUCAAAAGGAGAUAUACUUAAACUGAAAUUGUCCCCUGAAGAGAAUUUAGGGAAAGUGAAGUAUUUAGUGUCUACUCCAAAGCCCACUGAACACCACUGUAAUUCUCCCAUUGACUACAGGGGCUUGGACUAGGCCUUUAAUCCCUUACAGCAUUAUUGAGGCCCUUUCCUUGCCGUUUUUAUUUAGUUUAACAUUUUCUGGGAAUUUAUCAGUUUGUUACAAAAAUUUAAAAAGGAUGAAAAUCUGCAGAAAAAAAUUAACUUUGCACUUUUCUGAGUAAAUAUGGGGUAAAUCUCACUGCUCCUGUUUUUUGCUUUUCUUUUGUUAACUUUCAGAAAACUCCUAGUGGUCUGAAAGGUAGUCAGAUACAGUUUUUUUAUUUUCAACCCAUUUUAGUAUGAAAACUAAUUCCCUAACUUUUAUCCAUGUUCUCUGUAAAGCUGGAAAUGGGCAUGAGAUUGACAAUCGUACAUAAGCCAGUAUUCAAAUAAUUCCCUGCUCUGGAAGCAGAGAUGGUGGCUUAAGCAACACUUUCUUUAACUUCAGUGGCAGUUUUGCUUGGAUAAGGAUUGCAGAAUUACUACAUACUAGUGAGGAAUUGUGGAACAUAAACAAAAUGCUUCUGUCCCCUAUAAUGGGCAUGGACGACUUCUUUCCUUGUUUCUUAAAAUUUGUUUCCAUUUCCAGAACUAAUGCUUUCAAUUACUCAUUUUAAAACAGUUAGUGACAAUGCACCACUUACCUUUGUGUUAGUACCAUUGGACUGGGUAGAAUUCCUCCUCCUAUUAUUUCAUAUAGUGCUAUAGCUUGAAAGCAAAUGUUUAUUUUCCUGGUCUGUCCACAACAAUACAUUCCCCAUCAUCGGAUCAAGCCCUUUUUUAUAUAUCUGUACACUGCAGACACACUUCAUCUAUGAAGAAAAUAUUUUACACUGUGUAAUACUUGGAAGUAAGAGUUGUUACUUGUUUAACCCCAUUUUCUUUUCCAAAAAAGGUGGUUUUUUUGUGAGUGAAUAUGUACUGAAAGAAGGGGCGGGUGCUUAAGGGAAACAAAAUGAAUAUAACUGCUAAUUGUUGUAGAACAAAUUUGUAUUUGUAUUAAACAAAUGAC